CAUUGACAGCGACGCACAGAGAGGAAAUACACAACACAACCAUCAUUAAAAAAAAGAAGAAAAAAAGCCACAUCUCUCUCUCUCUCUCUCAUCUGCGUCUCUCUCAACCUAUCUUCUCCGAUUCCUCUUAUCGAUCCACCACCCACAACCACCACUGCAAUCAUGAGCGAUGAAGGAGAAAGGAAUUGUCCUCUCUGCGCGGAAGAGAUGGAUUUGACAGAUCGGCAACUGAAGCCUUGCAAAUGUGGUUAUGAGAUCUGCAUUUGGUGCUGGCAUCACAUAAUGAACAUGGCUGAGAAGGAUGAGACAGAAGGGCGAUGUCCCGCAUGCCGUACCCCUUAUAACAAGGAAAAGAUCGUAGGGAUGGCAGCAAACUGUGGAAGGUUGGUGGCUGAGAUGAAUAUAGAGAGAAAAAUGAAGUCACAGAAGGCAAAAAGUAAGACAUCUGAAGGAAGAAAGCAACUCAGUAGCGUGCGAGUGAUUCAACGGAAUCUCGUCUACAUUGUGGGGUUACCUCUAAAUCUAGCAGAUGAAGAGCUUCUCCAGCACAGAGAGUAUUUUGGUCAGUAUGGAAAAGUGUUGAAGGUGUCUAUAUCUCGGACAGCAGCUGGUACUAUUCAACAUUUUGCAAACAAUACUUGUAGUGUAUAUAUUACUUACUCAAAGGAGGAGGAAGCAGUUCGAUGUAUUCAAUCGGUACAUGGGUUUUUCUUGGAUGGUAGAUCUUUGAGGGCAUGUUUUGGAACCACAAAGUAUUGUCAUGCAUGGCUGAGAAAUGUGCCUUGCAGCAAUCCUGAUUGUCUGUAUUUGCAUGAGGUUGGUUCACAAGAGGAUAGUUUCACUAAAGAUGAAAUAAUAUCAGCAUACACAAGGAGUAGAGUCCAACAAAUUACUGGUGCUACGAAUAAUAUGCAACGGCGUUCAGGGAAUGUGUUACCACCAGCAGCAGAUGAGUACUACAUUAACAGCUCCAUUUCCUCUGGAAAACCUAUUAGUAAAAGUGCUUCAAAUAAUUUGGCAAGCAGUAUUAGAGGUUCUCCGCCAAAUAGUAGCUCUGGUCAAUCUGUUGUUCUUCCAGCAGCAGCCUCAUGGGGAACACGCACCUCUAAUAUCCAGCCGCCAUCUGCAAGUUUAGCAUGUUCAAAUGGACCUUCAAACCAGAAACCUGAAACAUGUAGUGGUUCAUUGCCAUUUUCAACGGCAGUUUCAGGCACAACUCAGGUUUCUUUAUUGCAUGGUGAUAUUGGAAAGGAACUUAUUUCCAAUGAAGAGGGCCAAACAAAUAUACAUAAAGGUAAACAGGAGCCUCUGGAACCUGGUAGACAGUAUGAAGGGACAGAUCGUCAAACAACUGCUUCUGAGGCUCCUGCCCCUUCAGGACUUCCUGUUACAUCAAUGAAUGGUCAGUUACAUUCUCCGCCAUUAUUGGAGGACAAAGAUAGAUUCAUCAGUGUUGCACCUAAUAUUACAAGUGCUUUUGACCUUUCUGGGCAGUCUUAUGGUUCAGAUAAAGACCUGAAUGUUACUGCUAAUGAAAAUUUUCAAAAUUUUUGUUCUGAUAUGGCGUCAUUGAACAUUGAUGGACGUCUUGGGGAUGAACAUUCUAGGGAUGCCAGGCCUAAUAGUUCACUUUCUGAUAAUAUCUUGGUUUAUUCACCUCGAAAUCAGGGGUCACAAUUUAGAGAACCUUUGAUGUCAAUUGCCCUCAGGAAAUCUGUGGCAUCUACUGAUGAUAGUUUUAUUACAAGAGAACAAUCAGAUCUGAGAUCAGAUUUUCUUCCAAGAGAACAGUCUGGUUGGAAAUCAGAUUCCCAAACUCAAGUAGCAAACAAAGAUUCACAAGUUGCAAUUUCUGAAGUGGAAGAGGAUUUGCGAUAUUUUGAAGAUCAGAGACUCAAGGAUCCAGAAAUUGUUACUCGCACAAGCUACUGCUCUAAUCCAUCUAAUUCCUUUCAUCUUUCUAGCCAUUCUAGCGUGUAUUCUUCUCAGCAGAAUGGGCCCUAUGGUUCAUCCAAUUUCAACCGAAAUUCUCAAAUUUUAGAUAAUAAAGUUGACAAAGUCGCGGCACUGCAUCAGUUUGGUGUUUCAAGGGUACCUAAUAGAUACCCUGAGGAUAGAAUCAGUAGUUCUGUUGAUUCAGACAGGACAGGUGAAUAUUCUUAUUUACUUCCAAGUGAAGUGAAAAGAAUGCAUGUAGGGAGAUAUGAAGGUGAAGCAAUUAAUGAUGACCAAAAUGUUGCUGCAAAUGUGGGAGAGAGCAGCAUAAUAUCAAAUAUGCUGUCAGUGGACUUUGAUGCAUGGGAUGAGUCAUUGACUUCACCUCAGAAUAUGGCUAAGUUGUUGGGUGAAACUGAUAGGCGGCAGGGAUCUCAUAAAUCAUCAAGUUCCUGGAAAGGACAAAAUAGCAGUCAAUCCAGGUUCUCUUUUGCAAGACAGGAGUCUACAAAUCAAUUAUCUGGUGUCGAACCAUCUUUGAGUAAUAUAGGGCAAAUGCUGAAGGACCGUCCUUCAAGACUUGAUUUUGCUGAAAACAGAGAUUUUAAUUUUGAUAGGCUUGGUGAUUGUAAUGGUUUCUCUACAUUUAACAUUGAGGAAUCUGAUAAUUUCGCUGGCAGCUAUUCUCAUUUAUCCUCUAAUAAUCUUUCAGUCGCAAGAGCUCAAGUUCCACCUCCCGGAUUUUCAAUGCCCAACAGAGCACCACCGCCAGGCUUUGCUUGUCAUGAGAGAAUGGAACCAUCUUUUGAUGCCAUGUCUUGGAAUCCUUUGCUUGAUGCUUCCUCGCAUAGAAAUCAAUAUCAGGCACUGCCAGCUGGAAAUAUUGGUAAUCCUGCGGAUAUUGAGUUCAUGGAUCCUGCAAUUUUGGCAGUUGGCAAGGGUAGACUUCCUGGUGGGCUUAAUAAUGCUGCGAGCUUAGACAUGAGAUCAAACUUCUCUUCACAGUUAAGUGCCUUCGAAAAUGAGGCUAGACUUCAGUUGUUGAUGCAAAGAUCUCUUUCUCCUCUACAGAACCAGAGAUAUGCCGACAUGGGGGUUGGUUUUGCUCAGCUUAAUGAUGCUUAUAGAAUUUCUUCAAGGAUUAUGGAGCAAUCAUUACCCAACAAUCUAUCCCCUUUUUCACAACUCGCUCUUCAACAGCCUAGAACUGCACUGAUGUCAAAUGGUCAGUGGGAUGCUUGGAAUGAAGUUCAGAGCGGAAACGAUAUGGGUAUGGCAGAGCUCUUAAGAAAUGAGAGACUCGGAUAUAACAAAGUCUAUAAUGGUUAUGAGGAUUCGAAGUUUCAGAUGCCCGGUUCAGGCGAUCUAUACAACAGGACAUAUGGGAUUUGAUGCAUCGUUAAUUUACUAGUUUGCUUUGGCAAUCAGCGGUGUAAUCGGAGAAACAUAGCGAUCAGGUGGAAAUCAAAGGCCUUGCAUGAGAAAGAUGGAACUGACACUUGAUUGUUCUGACUCUGCUGUUUGGACAUUGGUGAAGGAUCAAAACCUCAGAAACAGAGGUUGCCAGAAACCAGCAGAAGGAAGGUGUGAUCCAGAUUUGCCACAAAUGGUUGAUUGCAGAGGGCAGAGAUUAUCAUCAAGAUGGUGAGCGUUUUGUGAUAUAUAUGAUUGGACAGGCAGAUUAUUCUCCUGAUGUUGAGCGGUUUGCUCCCAAUUAAAGAGAGAGAUACUAAUCAGGAAGAGGUCAACAAUAUGAACAGAUAAAAUUUGAAAUAAUUUGUCUGUCAAUUUGGACAGCUUGAGUGUUCGGAACCAUUUAAAUUCGUAUUUUAUAGUGUGAUUAAAUUGACAAAAAAAAAAAAAAAAAAAAAGGUUUCACUUGGUUGCAUUUGGAUCAUAUAUUUGUUGAGGAAAAAGAUGAAAAAUAAGAGAAGAAAUUUUUUGACUGGUA
Messenger RNA from Camellia sinensis, 3886 nucleotides. Its product is annotated as RNA binding (RRM/RBD/RNP motifs) family protein. The record is from RefSeq and is a predicted model, not a curated record. Lineage: Eukaryota; Viridiplantae; Streptophyta; Magnoliopsida; Ericales; Theaceae. Gene Ontology annotation, molecular function: ubiquitin-protein transferase activity; RNA binding. Gene Ontology annotation, biological process: protein ubiquitination. Gene Ontology annotation, cellular component: CCR4-NOT complex.